Molecule: messenger RNA, 4144 nt
Organism: Nothobranchius furzeri (turquoise killifish)
Lineage: Eukaryota; Metazoa; Chordata; Actinopteri; Cyprinodontiformes; Nothobranchiidae
Product: E3 SUMO-protein ligase ZBED1-like
Source: RefSeq, a predicted model, not a curated record
GUGUGUGCUGCUUUAAGAAAAAGUCACGUGACUGACACUGCUGCUGUGUCGCUCAUUGCCAAGGCGCCAAACUGUGUUUAUAAGGUAUCGACUCUGCAUCUGUCAACGGGAUGAGUCGCCGUGAAAAGAAGAAAAUUACCAUUUCAAAGAUAAAACAAGACAUCCCUCUCUCCAUCAAGAAAAUGGAGCCAGAGAGAAAAAGAAAAGUUUCUGUUGUGUGGGAUCAUUUUGAUCUUUUAACUGCAAAUAAGGUGCGUGUUUGUCUUUCCUUGUUUCUGCGCAUCUGUCAGAGUUGAAUACAGCAAUGUGACUGACUCUUAGUGUAAAUUAUUUAUUUAAUUUUAUUUAGGUUAAAUGUCGCAUCUGCUCAGCGGAGUUGUCUUAUACAAACAAGAGCACUUCCUCAAUGCUGAGACAUUACAGUCGAGCAUGAAAAUGAAGAGGAAGCAAAUACACCAAGAAUGAACACAGAAUCUAGGAAGAUUGCUCUGGACCAAGCAGUCCUGAAUUUUAUUAUAAAGGACUGCCAACCCCUGAGCAUUGUGGAGAGUGAGGGGUUCAGGGGGUUGAUUCAGGUCCUUGAUCCAUCUUAUGCUUUGCCAACCAGAAAGACGGUUAAGGAAAUGAUGGCCAAAAAGCAUGCAGAGGAACUCGAGCGAGUAAAAAGGGAAGUACAGCAAGCUGUGGCAGUGAGUAUAACAGCUGACAUGUGGACCUCCUUGAGCAUAGAGGCUAACUUAGCUCUUACCUGUCACUACAUCAAUGAUAAUAUGCAGUUGUGUACAUCUGUGUUGCGAGUCAAACAUUUUCCACAAAGUCACACUGCUGACAAUCUGGCCCAAGUCAAAAGGGGCAUGAUGGAUGACUGGGCCAUAACAAAUAAGGUAAGGUGUCUUGUGACCAACACAGCACCAAACAUGAUAGCAGCAACACGAACUCUUUAAAUUCGACAUUCAAUCUGCAUUGCACACAAACUAAAUUUAAUAGUCAGAAGAUCCUGUGAUCAGAUCCCUGAACUUUCAUCCAUAAGACACAAAUCUAGGCAGAUUGUAUCAUUCUUCAGAUCCAGCACCACAGCAAAAGAGAAGCUUGCUCAAGUGCAGCAACAGAUGGGACGGCCCACCUUGAAACUUGUCACUGAGGUACCAACACGUUGGAACAGCACAUAUCCGAUGCUGUCACAGCUACAUGAUGAGAAAGAACCAGUGUGGGUGUCUCUUGCCUCUCUCCAAACAGAUUUAACUCCACUCACAGCUGAUGAGUUUAACAUCUUAAGGGAAGCACUUCUUGUGCUGGCCCCUUUCCAUCAGGCCACAGUGGAGUUGUCUGAGGAGAGGAGAGUUUCAGGAUCAAAGGUCAUCCCGAUGAUGAAAAUGCUAAAUUGUGCACUUGAGCGGAACUCUACAUCUACACACACAAGCAGCCACACAUCUCCAUGAUCAACUUAGACGUUGCGUCACAGACACUGCUUCCAAUCUGGAGUCAUUAAGUGUGUUGACCCUAUCAACACUUUUAGACCCCAGAUUUAAAACACUUGGAUUUCGUAGUUCCUCCAAGUGUAGUGAGGCUGUCAAUCACCUGAGAAUGGAGUGUGCUGCAAUAAUUGCUCACACAACAUUUGAGCCACAGCCUGGACCUUCAUCAGAGCAAGUUACCCACUUCAGGCAAGUUGUUCAGUAUUAUCAGCUUAUUUUCACAUUUGUUUUGUUGCUAAUGUGUAUUAAUACAGAAUAGAUCACAAAAACUAAAACUUCUAUGUAUUUUUUAUUAUUUCAGAUAAUCUGUGGCAGCAGCUUGAUCAAGAGGUUGGCAGACAAACCACCAAUGCAACAGCUGACUCUAUCCUUGAGGUCCAGCGCUACUUAGCAGAGGGAAACAUUUCAAGACAAGAAAAUCCAUUAACAUACUGGGGGAACCGGAAGACAUCCUACCCAAACCUUUUCCACCUGGCUUUACAGUUUUUGUAUACCCCAGCUUCUUCUGUGCCCUGUGAACGCGUGUUUUCAAAAGCUGGUGAAAUGGUGUCCAAAAACGCAAUAGACUCAAUGCCAAAACAUUGGAUGAAUAUUUUUCUGAAAAAAUAAAUAAAUAAAUAAAUAAAUAACAACAACUUUUUAGUCAAUGACACUGAAAUGGGUAAUAUCGCAUUCACAACACUGUCACUUUAAUUGUCACUUGGUAUCAUUCACAGAAUAUUUUGAGGUGUAUAUAUUUUAAAUUUUGAAGUUUAAAGUAAUACCAUAUGAAGUAGGCCUACAAUAGCUUACAGUGUAUACAAGUAUGAUUAGGUCAUUGAAUCAGUGUCUGUUGUGUCUCCAGUAUGCUGACUGCAAAUAUAUUUAAAGUCCAGUAGGUGUCAGUAUAGAGCAAACAGCAGCACUGUGUCGACACAGUAUCAAUACUAUUUGGGGAAUGUGCUGAAACGCUUCAUGAGGCUUCAUCUACCCAUCACUACCUUUACCUUUAACAUGCUUGUGUAUAAUCUUCUUUCUAAUCUGCUGAGACAACUCUUUCCUUUGCUUCCUCUCAUCCAUAAACACAGUGACUACCUGGAACCGUAUAUAUUGGCCCACUGACUGAUUACAUGAUUGUAGUCACCUGUGAUGGUAAUUAGUGAACACACCUUGAAUUAACAUGUCUCUUUGGACACAUUAUUUUUGGUCUUUCCUAGGGGUACCAUCAUUUUUGUCCCGGACUGUUCCAUGAGUUUCAUUUUUAACCAAUUCCACUGAAGCAUGGUUGAAAAGCAACAUCUGACUGUCACUGGUUACAUUUCAUAGAAUUUAUAUUUAUUAUUACUUUUGUCACAUUCAAGUUAUUUCUGUGACUAUUGUGGGUUUUUCUUUCAUUGGCCAAAGGGUACCAUCAUUUUUUUCGUUGUCUGUAUACGUUACUUCCCCAGCAAUAAACACUGAUCUAAGAUCAGUGAAGAGCGUCCAUAAACACCAAACACUGUUUAAAACAGAAUUUUAAACUAGACUGGUGAUAUUAAGAAAUCUGUUUGCAGAAUCAACAAGACAAGCUCUUUGAUCUGUAGACAAAGUGUCUCCCUGAAGAGUAAUUCUCAACAUAAACUCGUGCAUUCAUUGUUCAACUAUCUCUCACCUAAUGUAUCCUCUGUAAUCUCCAACCUUCAAGUAAAAAUGGACCAGGCUCUGAAGAUGGAUGCCCAGGUCAAUAACACAGUUAAAUCAUGUUUUUUCCAACUAAGACGCAUUUCGAAACUAAAGCACAUCCUGAGUGUCCGUCUUCUGAAAUCUGUGGUCCACACUUUCAUCACCUCAAGGCUGGAUUACUCUAACUCCUGCUUAUACGGCAUCAGUAAAUCAGCUCUUUCUAGACUUCAGCUGGUCCAGAACUCAGCAGCUAGGUUGCUGACUGGAGCUGACAGAAGACAACACAUUUCUCCAAUUCUGAAAUCUCUCCACUGGUUGCCCGUGCAGUUUAGGAUAAAUUUCAAAAUUAUGCUUCUGACUUACAAAUCCUUGAACCAUCAAGCUCCUCCAUAUCUGUGUUGUCCAUUACUACAACCCGCCGCGUGCUCUCAGGUCUGAAGAUAAGCUCCUCCUAGCUGUUCCGAAUGCACGUUUAAAAAGCCGUGGAGAAAGGGCUUUCUCUGUCUGUGCACCGAAGCUGUGGAACGCAUUACCGCUGCUAGUGAGGCAAGCAACAACAGCUAGCAUUUUUAAAUCACGCUUGAAAACUCACUACUUUAACCUAGCUUAUACAACAUAAUUAUGACCAUCACUUACAUCUGCAUUGUUUAAAAAUUGACUUCACAAUAUCAACUUCCGUACUAUUGAGGUUCUUUUUUUAAAAUGUUUUUCUAAUUUUUUUUAUUCUCCCUGUGUCUUAUUGAUUUUUAGCUGUUAGUUUUUGGGAAUUUUGUUGUAUUUCCUUUUUAUCUUUUAUCUGUGUUUGACAUGUUUGUAUAUCGCCUGUUUAAUUAACUAACAUUUUUAGUGUACAGCGCCUUGUUUGGUUGUAAUGCCUUGUGAAUGCGCUUUAUAAAUAAAAUUGGAUUGGAUUGGAUUGUUGAUAACUUUAAUGUCCAUAUGGUCUGUGGUUAAAAAAAACAAUGCUGUAAAACAGCCAAACAAAAAAGCAAAAUAGCUCAAGAACCUGAUAGUGGCUCGGUUUCAGA